AUAUUCACAUAAAAAUUUGCCAUGUUUUUUUUAAAAUUUAACACUUUCUAAACUAAACAAAUGAUAAAAACAAUAAUCUUUCAUACGCACCAAUUAAUUAAAUAAAAUGUACACAAAUUUGUGCAGAAUAAUUACGAGAAACUGCUGGAAAUUAAUUAAAAAACGGGAGAGCAAAGAUUUAACUUGUACAACGACAAAAAAUUAGCAAACCGAUAAUGACAAAAGAACAAUGCACACACAUAUAUAAAAUGUAUAUUCCUUGCAGAAACUAAUGGAGAAAAAGAGAUGACUACAUAACACUUAUAUGAAUAUCAAAAGAAAAAGCUGCCACGUCGUGUUUCAACAGUAAAUGCAAAAACGCAACAACUAUAUACACAUUAUUUAGAGCUACCAGAUUUUUUUAUAACACACCGGUUUGUUGUUGUGCGAAGAGGUGAAUUUAGAAGGAAACAAAUAAAUAUGGCGUCUUUUGGAAAAAAAUCUUUUUGCUUCUAUUCUUUUCUGUUAUACAGGUUACACACACUCAUACACCAUAAAAAAAUAUGUUUUAUCCAAAAUCACCUUUUUUGCGUUAUCCACUUGUUGAAUCACAACUUUGCAAAGGGAAUUUCAGUUUAUUAGAAGAUCUGUUGGUAUGGCUUUGUCGUACUCCUAUCAAUACCACCUAUCGCGUAAAUAUCCUAACAUAUUCAACAGAAUCAUUUAAAAAUGAAGUUGAAACAAUUUUAAAACAACGUUAUAAACUGCCUCCAAAAAUCCAUACUCUGCCUGAUUUACCCGAACUAUUAUGUAUAGGUCCUACAGAAAUCUCACCCAAGCCCAAUGAACAACAAAAAGAAAUCAUUGUGGACACUUGCUGUGGUGCGGCUGUAUUAAGAGGGGCACAUAUUUAUGCAAUCGGAGUCUUAGCCAUGGAGUCUGGUACUAAGGAGGGUGAUCUGGUGAAUGUAUAUGCUGAUUUAUCGCAAAAAUGUAAAAAAGGUUUAAAUAUACGUUUUGAAUCCAAUGAGAAGAUAUAUUUGGGUCAAGGUAAAGUUUUAAUGCAACGCUAUCAAAUAUACAGAUCCGAAGGUCCUAUGCAUGGCAUAGCUGUUGAAAUGAUAAAUACCAUAUCAGGAGUUCCCUCUAUAGGUGAUUUAAGUAAUGCUCAAGUACUACUACAGAAUCUACCUUCUAUUGUAUGUGGUAGGGUGUUGGAUCCACAAAAAGGUGAGAUCAUACUUGAUAUGUGUUCAGCACCUGGCAACAAAACCACCCACUUAGCAGAAUUGAUAAAAGAUCACGGUACUAUAAUAGCAUUAGAUAAAACUGAAACCAAAAUUAAACUUGUUAAAGAUAAAAUUGAAAGAAACCAACUGCAGUCUAUCAAAGCUUAUGCCUUUGAUUCCACAAAAUCCUACGCUGCAGAUUUGUCAUGUAAUAGUGUGGAUUUAAAACCUCCAUUUAAAUCGCAGACGUUUGAUCGUAUUUUAUUAGAUGCUCCUUGCAGUGCUUUAGGUAAUAGACCAAUGUUGUCUAGUAAUAUGACACCAAAAAUGCUGGAAUCUUAUACCAAAGUUCAAAAGAAACUAUUUUCUAAUGCAGUGCCAUUGCUGAAAUCGGGUGGAACUUUGGUUUAUAGUACUUGCACUGUAAAUAUGGCCGAAAAUGAGGAAAUGGUUGUGUGGGCUUUAGAAAAGUUUCCCGAUUUGAUUUUACAACCCGCCACACCAGUAUAUGGUGGACCUUCCUGGCCCUGUGAUGGUUUAAGCGAUGCCAACCGCUCUAUGCUACAGCGUUUUGGUCCAGCUGAUAAUAAAAUGGAUGCGGUUGGAUUUUUUAUAGCUAAAUUUUUAAAAGGAUAAAAAAUAAAAUUGAUUUUUAACUAUUGAA
This is a messenger RNA of Calliphora vicina (urban bluebottle blowfly), 1872 nucleotides long. Its product is annotated as tRNA (cytosine(72)-C(5))-methyltransferase NSUN6. NCBI's taxonomy places the organism in Eukaryota, Metazoa, Arthropoda, Insecta, Diptera, Calliphoridae. Gene Ontology annotation, biological process: RNA methylation. The record is from RefSeq and is a predicted model, not a curated record. Gene Ontology annotation, molecular function: RNA methyltransferase activity; RNA binding. The transcript is spliced from 2 exons. The coding region runs from base 543 to 1844 and encodes 433 amino acids.